This is a messenger RNA of Penicillium waksmanii, 876 nucleotides long. RefSeq lists its product as uncharacterized. The coding region runs from base 1 to 876 and encodes 291 amino acids. The record is from RefSeq and is a predicted model, not a curated record. Lineage: Eukaryota; Fungi; Ascomycota; Eurotiomycetes; Eurotiales; Aspergillaceae. The transcript has 2 exons.
AUGCCGCACUCACCGGAAACCUUUUUACCUCCGGUGAUCAACUCGACCACGGGAAAGGAACAGACCUUCCUAUACGCGCCUCAGGGCCGCGAGGUCGCCCCAAAGGUUCCACGGUACGGAACCUGGGAGAUGACCGACUUGUUGGUGAAACAGUAUCCGCCCGUAUUCCACGCAGCAACCGAUGUUCGUGCGUUCGUGAGAGCAAUGUCGCCGAUGCCGAACCUGCGACAUCUUCGCAUCGGUCAACCACCCAGCCACCGGUAUCGUCGUAGUAUCGUGGAUUAUGCGCUCAUAUUGUUGCGGAUGGCGGUCGAGCAGGCGCCAUUGAGCCUACUCGAUAGGCUUUCGUUGAUCUCUAUUCAUCCAGGAGCAGUCUUGUAUCUCCAAUCAACGAUCGGGUUCGGCGCAUCUCCUGCCUCGCGUAGGCGUUGGCACCAGAUACGCCAUUUGACCAUCCAAAUGACGAGUUUCCCCCAUGAAGUUGGUCCCACAGACCACUUGAAGCUCCUCCAUGCAUAUUUGCAAAGCUUCCCCACACUUCGUGUAUUGAGGUUUCACUGGCAAGGCCACAAGGGACUAUCACCAAUCUCCUUGGCGACAGAGCCAUGGCUACAAGGACGAUCCGGCAAACGAGGCGCUUUCUAUCUUCAAGACAUCAACUUGCGAACAGGAACCUGGGAUGAGGCUCUGGCACCUUUCACCCAGCUCAGCGGCAGUGACCAGUGGAAAGAGGCGCAGAAACACGAAAGCACGAUCAAUGUCCCGAUUGUCUUGAGCGGGGCUGGGAUCAACCAGAAGCAGUUGCAAAGGGUUCUCCAAGCAGUCGACCGACCAAGGGAUGGUCUGCGGGGGAAUGGCGAGGACACGGGUGCGUGA